AUGGCAGGUGACGAAAAGAACCACGAUGUCGCCAAUAUGCCUGCAGCUCUUACCAAGAUCCCAUAUUGGCGAUUGGUCACAGAUCAAGGUGUCGUCACCCAGGAAAUUAUCGACUACCCGUAUCCUGGUUCAGGAACCGAAGACGAUCCGUAUGCCGUGACAUGGAUCGACAAUGAUCCCCGCAAUCCUAUGCUUUUCAGCGAGACGAAGAAAUGGUCCUAUACUAUGGUGGUGGCAUUUGCGACUCUAGCCGUCGCUUUGGUCUCUUCUGCGUACACUGGUGGUGUUUUGCAGAUUGAAGAGCAAUUCGGUAUUGGAGACGAAGUUGCCACGCUUGGUGUCUCGCUUUUCGUCCUAGGUUUUGCCGUUGGACCCGUGGUUUGGGCUCCUAUGAGUGAGCUGUUUGGUCGCCAGAUUCUCUUCAUUACCACAUACGCCGCUCUCACAGCCUUUAAUGCUGGUACUGCCGGUGCGCAAAAUAUUUACUCGCUUAUUAUCCUUCGUUUCUUCGCCGGUGCCUUUGGAUCCUCGCCUCUUACAAAUGCCGGUGGUGUCAUUGCCGAUAUGUUCCCCGCUAGACAGAGAGGUGUCGCUAUGAGUGUCUUUGCCGCCGCUCCUUUCCUUGGUCCUGUCCUGGGCCCUAUUAUUGGAGGUUUCUUGGGAAUGAACGCUGGUUGGAGAUGGGUUAUGGGCUUUCUAGCGGCCUUCUCUGGAUUAGUCUGGAUCAUCGGCUCUGUAUUUCUGCCUGAGACUUAUGCACCCGUGCUCCUUCGGCGCCGUGCGGAGAGACUCUCAAAGCUCUCGGGUAAGGUUUACCGGAGUAAGGUUGAUAUUGAUCAGGGUCCGGUCACUUUUGGUGAGACUUUCAAAGUUGCUUUGUCCCGCCCAUGGAUUCUCUUGUUCCGGGAGCCCAUCGUCUUCCUGCUGUCUCUAUAUAUGGCUAUCAUCUAUGGUACCUUGUAUAUGUUGUUUGCGGCAUUCCCUAUCGUCUACGAGGAGUACCGUGGCUGGAACCAGGGUGUGAGUGGAUUGGCCUUCCUUGGUAUCAUGGUUGGUAUGCUUCUCGCAGUGCUCUACAGUCUUUGGGACAACAAGCGAUACAUCAAGACCCAGGACCAGCACGACGGCUUCGCACCCCCUGAGGCCCGUCUGCCACCGGUCAUGCUUGCUUCUAUUGCGAUCCCAAUUGGCCUCUUCUGGUUCGCCUGGACCAAUGCUCCCUCAAUUCACUGGUCAGUCAGUAUUAUCGCUGGUGCACCCUUCGGCUUCGGAAUGGUGCUAGUCUUCCUCGGUAUUAUGAACUACCUGAUCGACGCAUACACCAUCUUCGCCGCCUCCGUCUUGGCCGCUAACUCCGUUCUGCGUUCGUGCUUCGGUGCUGCCUUCCCUCUUUUCACCACCUACAUGUACAACAACCUAGGUAUCCACUGGGCAUCCUGCAUCCCUGCGUUCCUCGCUCUCGCCUGUGUCCCAUUCCCAUUCUUGUUCUAUAAGUAUGGUGCUGCGAUUCGCCAGCGUUGCAAAUUUGCCGCUCAGUCUGAUGCUUUCAUGCGCAAGAUCCAGGAACAGGCCAAGACUGUUCCCGAGGAAGAUGAGAAGAUCACAUACGACCGCACCGAGGCUCCUGCCCCAGUCGACGACUCUGUAUCCAGCGACUCCGAUGACGAAGCUGUUGUGCAGCGCACCCGCAGCCGUGCUCACUCCACUACUUCUACAUUGCACCGUGUGGCAACUUAUGAGGGCAAUCCAUUUGAUAUGGACCGUGUCAACACCAGGGAGUCCUUCAAAAAUUAA
Penicillium pulvis is the source of this 1794-nucleotide messenger RNA. Its product is annotated as MFS transporter. The transcript has a single exon. Lineage: Eukaryota; Fungi; Ascomycota; Eurotiomycetes; Eurotiales; Aspergillaceae. Gene Ontology annotation, biological process: transmembrane transport. The record is from RefSeq and is a predicted model, not a curated record. The coding region runs from base 1 to 1794 and encodes 597 amino acids. Gene Ontology annotation, molecular function: transmembrane transporter activity.